AUGGAAUCUAGGACUCACUGUGGUGGAAGCAGAUGGUACUUGCCAAAUCACAACACUCUUUCUGUGUUAGAAAAAGACAUCCCAAAUCUUAAAGGACUCGUCGCCAAGGGCCGUGUGAUCCGUGGACAGAGGAAGGGCGCCGGGUCUGUGUUCUGCGGGCACGUGAAGCACGGUAAGGGCGCCACGUGCCUGCGCGCCGUGGAUUUCGCCGAGCCGCACGGCUACAUCAAGCGCAUCGUGAAGGACUUCUUCCACGACCUGGGCCGCGGCGCGCCCCUCGCCAAGGCGGUCUUCCGGAAUCCCUACCGGUUUAAGAAGCGGGCGGAGCUGUUCAUUGCCGCCGAGAGCAUUCACACGGGCCAGUUUGUGUAUUGCGGCAAGAAGGCCCCGCUCAACACUGGCAAUGCACUCCCUAUGGGCACCAUGCCUGAGGGUACGAUUGUGUGCUGCCUGGAGGAGAAGCCUGGAGACCGUGGGAAGCUGGCCCAGGCAUCAAGGAACUAUGCCACCGUUUUCUCCCACAACCCUGAGACCAAGAAGCUGUCCUCUGGCUCCAAGAAGGUUAUCUCCUCAGCCAACAGAGCUGUGGUUGGUGUGGUGGCUGGAGGUGGCCGAACUGACAAACCCAUCUUGAAGUGUGGCCGGGCCUACUACAAAUAUAAUACAAAGAGGAACUGCUGGCCACAGGUACGGGGUGUGGCCACGAACCCUGUGGAGCAUCCAUUUGAAGGUGGCAACCAUCAUCACAUUGGUACGCCCUUCACCAUCCACAGAGAUGCCCCAGCUGGCCGCAAAGUGGGUCUCAUAGCUGCCGGUGGGACUGGACGUCUCGAGGGAACCAAGACUGUGCAGGAGAAAGAGAACUAG
This is a messenger RNA of Saimiri boliviensis boliviensis (Bolivian squirrel monkey), 867 nucleotides long. Its product is annotated as large ribosomal subunit protein uL2-like. Gene Ontology annotation, biological process: cytoplasmic translation. Gene Ontology annotation, molecular function: structural constituent of ribosome; RNA binding. The record is from RefSeq and is a predicted model, not a curated record. Lineage: Eukaryota; Metazoa; Chordata; Mammalia; Primates; Cebidae. Gene Ontology annotation, cellular component: ribosome; cytosolic large ribosomal subunit.